AUGUAUGGAGUGCACCACCCCUCCUUUCAACCAACCCCCUUUUCUAUAUGCCCCCUUUUGCUACCAUAUGCAUUUUUACGAUUACCAUCUACCACCAUGGGCCACGAUAUUGCUAAACGUGCGAUUGUAGUAACUUGCAAAGCUACUGGGCUUAGCACUGCUACUGUUUCAGAGCUAUCUGGCCUUUCGACACGCACCGUCAACCGCAUAUAUGAAAGAGCCCUUGCAAAUGGCUUUAACCCAAACUCGCGUCCUUGGAACAUUUCUGAUGCUAUGCUAGCUGACGCUCCUCGCUCCGGGAGGCCGAAAAAGCAGACGUUAGAUGUGCAAACUCAGGUGCUUUCGAAAGUGCAAACUGACGAGAACGGCCGCGGAAAAACCUGCGCUGAUAUUGCUGGAGAAAUGAGCCUCGAAGGACAUGACAUUUCCUCAACUACGGUCUGGCGGAUCCUGAAAAAGGCCGAAUCACAAAAAGCCCAAUCCCAAAAAGUCGAAUCACAAAAGGCGGCGUCCCCUGGAAGCCCAGUUUAA
Penicillium digitatum Pd1 is the source of this 531-nucleotide messenger RNA. RefSeq lists its product as uncharacterized. The record is from RefSeq and is a predicted model, not a curated record. Lineage: Eukaryota; Fungi; Ascomycota; Eurotiomycetes; Eurotiales; Aspergillaceae.